Capronia coronata CBS 617.96 is the source of this 207-nucleotide messenger RNA. RefSeq lists its product as uncharacterized. The record is from RefSeq and is a predicted model, not a curated record. Lineage: Eukaryota; Fungi; Ascomycota; Eurotiomycetes; Chaetothyriales; Herpotrichiellaceae. The transcript has a single exon. The coding region runs from base 1 to 207 and encodes 68 amino acids.
AUGGCUCGCGGUGCGAACUUCAGUUUCGCGUACAACAGCAUUAUCCUUGACCACCGAGCUAUCCAAACGCGCCGUGCUCUAAGUCGAGUCAAGGCCAAUUAUCAUCUGUUCCUGCGCAAUCAACCCAAAGUACCACAAUUCCGCGUGCAGGAUCUCCAGCCUGUGAGGAAGUGGCAGGUGCCCAAGAUGAAGAUCAUCGAGGAAUGA